Molecule: messenger RNA, 2282 nt
Organism: Pelobates fuscus (common spadefoot toad)
Lineage: Eukaryota; Metazoa; Chordata; Amphibia; Anura; Pelobatidae
Product: mRNA decay activator protein ZFP36L1-like
Exons: 2
Coding region: 428-1426 (332 amino acids)
Molecular function (GO): metal ion binding; mRNA binding
Source: RefSeq, a predicted model, not a curated record
AGGGCAUAUCCAAAUAGCACACGGUACCACAGCAUAGUAUUUUAACUGUACUUUCCUUUUAGCCUGUUUUAUCUUAACCCUGAGAGGUCUGGCUACAACCGUGGCAUUCAUUUUGAAUUGCCAACCUAUCUUUUGAAUAUAUUUUUCUUCCUUCCUAAUUCCCCCUCCUACCCCUUCACUUCCUUAUUCAUGUCGGUCUGAGCUCCACCCAACCCGUGGAAAGAAACUAACUUUUACAAGUCUGGCGAGCCGCUCAAACAAGAGUCAGGAAGAGAGUAUAAAACCGACUCAAAGUAAAAUAAACCAGCUUCAAAUUAUAUGUUUAUAUUUAAACCGACGAAAGAGUGGAGAGUUCAGACCGGACUUUUUUUUUUUUUACUUUUUAAACUUUACAAAGGGUUAAGGACUGCUUCACAACGCUCUCAAUAUGUCUGAGUUGUUCCCCACAGCCAUUGCAGACUUAAGUGACGUUUUAUGCCAGAGUAACAAAAUGAACCAUAUUAUAACUGAUACUCCCGCUGCAAUAGAGCCUCUAAUGGACAGGAAAGCGGUCGGAACACCAGCUGUAGGCCGCAUUGCAAGGCGACAUUCGGUUGGAUUUCCUAGCCAUAAAUUCAGCCCUAACCAACUUGUUGACCUUUCCGCAGGCAUCAUUGGCAACAAAGAAAACAAGUUUAGGGACCGCUCAUUCUCUGACAGUGGAGAGCGGGUAACCCAAAAGCCUAGUGGAUCGGUGAACUCAAGUCGCUACAAGACUGAAUUGUGUCGCCCUUUUGAGGAGAAUGGAUCUUGCAAGUACGGGGAAAAGUGUCAGUUUGCUCACGGUAUGCACGAACUGAGAAGCUUGACCAGACAUCACAAGUACAAGACUGAGCUGUGCCGUACUUACCACACCAUUGGGUUUUGUCCUUAUGGACCACGCUGCCACUUCAUACAUAACGCAGAAGAACGGCGUUUGGUGGGUGCAUGUGACAAGGCACCAUUAUCUCCACCAACCUAUAAUCUAGGAAGACCAAAGUUCCAACACAGCUUUAGCUUUGCUGGUUUCCCUUCAACAUCUGGGCUACUGGACAGCCCUAACUGCUCUACAACUCCGCUGUUUUUUGGCACUGAUGACGUUGUUAGCUCUCCAACCUUGCCUGAUUAUGCCAGUAGCCCUUUCACAAGCCAGGAAAUACCAGUCUUGUUUGCACCUACCAUGGGAAUACAAAUUCCUUUGUGUAGUAUAAUUACUCCUGAGUCGCCAACCUUUCUCCAGGAGCCCAUGUCGGAGACUCCACAUGAAUCUGAAGUGAACCAUCAAGAUUCCCUGUCUGACCAAGAAGGCUACGUGAGCAGUUGUAGCAGUGGCUCUGAUUCUCCCAGCACGGAUGCCUCUAAACGUCUUCCCAUCUUUAGCAGGCUUUCUGUAUCUGAUGACAUUUAGGGUCAUGCUAUGCUAUGCUAUGCUCUACCCCAUUUUUUUUUCCUUGGGGGUAAAAAAUGCCAUUAAUUCAAAACCAUGGAUGACUUUCCCACCAAAUAUCCACUUGCAACGUCUUUCUUGCCUUCUCUUAAAUAUGCCAGAAAGAUAUUUAUAUUUUUUUUAUUUUUAUUUUACAAUAAUGAAUAGUGCCUUUUUAUCUCAAUGUUCUGUUGGGUCUUUCUGACCUUUGCAUACUGUAUAUGCAAAAAACAAAACAAACACUCUUGAAGUCCCUGUAAUGUCGUCAUUUCAAAGUUACUCCAUCAACCCUCCGCUUCAUACCAUGUUUUGGUAUUUGCUUUGGUACCAUUCAAGUCUUCAUCUUUGUGAUCAUGUCUGGACUGCAGAGAAUGGACACAUUCAAUAUUUACGAUUCUGGGAUUAUCCUUUUAGAGGUGUGAUUAUCCUUUAGAGGCCAGUUGGACUUUGAAACAGACUUUUUUAGUUUUUGGUACUGAUUAGGAUAAUUUGAAAUGCAAGUUUUGUAGAAGGUCAUCUUAAUAUGUUCUGUUCCAUUAAUUGACAAAUGAGGUUGCUAAUAUAUUUUUUUUUUUUUUUUUUUUUUUAUACAAGUACCUUCUAGGUGGUGUCCUAACUUUAUAGAGCAUCCUUUUUUUUUUUUUUUUAUUUUGUGUAGCAUUUAAAUGGGAGAGCAAUAAUUAUUUGCUUAUCAAUGCACAAGAAUAUGAACUUAUUUAAAUUAUCAAUUAUAUUUAUUGCUUAACAAUAUUAAUUUGUCAUAUUUAUCAGGAUGGCUGAUCCGUAGAAUAUACUUUUUAUGUUUAACUUAUGAUCUGUGCUCAUCUUAAGAUUUUUA